Pieris macdunnoughi is the source of this 663-nucleotide messenger RNA. NCBI's taxonomy places the organism in Eukaryota, Metazoa, Arthropoda, Insecta, Lepidoptera, Pieridae. The record is from the annotation of a GenBank genome assembly.
AUGUCGUGCGACUGUAAAAAGGACGGAAAAACGCCACAAAGUCCAAAAGCAAUACUAAAAGCACAAGCAACUAAAAACUACUAUAGUUAUUAUGAUACGCCGGAUGGAUGUGAUAUUCCUAAAAAGAUCCUAGCAGCGUCCCGUUUGGGUGCAAUAAUCGGUGUACUAAUUGCUACAAAAGACAUUCUGCUCUACUCUCAUGCGGUGACCGUUGGGCCCAUUAUAAAACGAUAUAUCUACCACACUGGCCCGCUGAUGGCAAUGGGCGCGACGUUCGCUGCUGUGUCUAACGGCAUGCUUCAGUAUAGGCAAGAGGAUGACCACUUAAACUACUUUGCAGGUGGUUUCGCUUGCGGGCCCAUACUCGCAGCCUACUUAAGGAACUACCACGCGAUUCUUCUAGGCGGGCUUAUUCUCGGGACCUUGGGGGCCAUAAAGAAGGAAGCCUUAAUUCAGAAAGUACCCCUGUUCCCUAGCCCUCCAGGGCAUAUGCGCACGGUUGGUGAUUGGAGGAACAAUUACAAUAUCCUGUAUAAGGAUCCUUUGGAAGGUAAAUCAGAGAUGUCAAAACACUCUCAAAGACAUCGUAGAAGUGGAUGCUUCUGGGUUCGAAGGCCCGAAAAACAAAGGAAACCUUUUCUAUGUUCAACGCGAGUAAACUAA